Molecule: messenger RNA, 1149 nt
Organism: Sphaeroforma arctica JP610
Lineage: Eukaryota; Ichthyosporea; Ichthyophonida
Product: AGC/YANK protein kinase
Exons: 7
Coding region: 1-1149 (382 amino acids)
Biological process (GO): G protein-coupled receptor signaling pathway; regulation of signal transduction; protein phosphorylation
Molecular function (GO): G protein-coupled receptor kinase activity; ATP binding; G protein-coupled receptor binding
Source: RefSeq, a predicted model, not a curated record
AUGGGUAACGGCAGGUCACGGGAAAAGAUUGACUUCAACUCUGAAGUUAACUUCACGCAUUUCAAAUUGCUGCGGUCCGUUGGUAAAGGUGCUUUUGGUAAAGUAUGCAUCGUGCUAAAGCGGGAUACGAAGCAAUUGUACGCUAUGAAAUAUAUGAACAAGGAUAAAUGUAUCCAGGAAAAAGCGGUGAAAAAUGUGCUGAACGAAAGGAAAAUAUUAGAAUUAUUACAUCAUCCCCUAUUGGUCAACAUCUGGUUCUCAUUCCAAGACGAAGAAGACAUGUUCAUGGUAGUGGAUCUCAUGCUGGGAGGGGACCUCCGAUACCACUUACAAAACAACGGUCCCCUGUCGGAGACCCGAGUACGACUAUAUAUGGCUGAGUUAUCCAAUGCCCUGUGCUACAUCCAUUCCAAGGGGGUGUUGCACCGCGAUAUCAAACCUGACAAUAUACUCAUGGAUGCCGAGGGCCAUGUGGCGCUGGCCGAUUUCAAUGUGGCGACGUUCAUCCCCACCAAUGGAAGGCUCGUCUCCAGAGCGGGCACGCGCCCGUACAUGUCGCCGGAGAUGGUGAAGAAAGAAGGCUACGACACCGGCACAGACUGGUGGUCGCUAGGGGUGACCAUGUACGAGUUUAUAACCAACGAGUCGCCAUUCAGGGGCCAGACCAGUGAGGAGGCCAUGGAUCUGAUCUGCAACAAGCAGCUAGUAUACCCCAAGUUCACGGAUCCGAAUAUCAAGGAUUUCCUGAAGGGGCUGUUAAAUAGGAACCCGGCCAUGAGGUUGGGGUCGCCUGGGCGUCUGAAUGAUCUCAAGGAGCACCCGUUCCUCACGGCUACUGGGGUCUUAUUCGAUGACUUUUCGCAGAAAACGCUGAAUCACGAGUUUAUUCCGGACAAGCACAAAAUCAACUGCGAUGCCAUGUACGAACUAGAAGAGAUGAUCUUAGAGGAGAACCCUUUGCACAAGAAAAAACAGCGACUCAAAAAGAGCAAAAACUCCGUAGUCCAGAGCGACGAGUUCAAUAAGCCCGUCCCUGGUAGCCCUGCCGACCAAAAACUUCAGCUCAUGACGAGCUACACAGUGUUCAACCGAGAGAAGAUGAAUAAGUUAGACUCCAUGCAAAACCUGUCCACCCAAGAUCACGAGUAA